This is a messenger RNA of Eleginops maclovinus (Patagonian blennie), 3686 nucleotides long. RefSeq names its product ADP-ribosylation factor interacting protein 1 (arfaptin 1) (gene arfip1). Lineage: Eukaryota; Metazoa; Chordata; Actinopteri; Perciformes; Eleginopidae. The record is from RefSeq and is a predicted model, not a curated record. Bases 273 to 1787 code for a protein of 504 amino acids. Gene Ontology annotation, cellular component: trans-Golgi network membrane. Gene Ontology annotation, biological process: regulation of Arp2/3 complex-mediated actin nucleation; intracellular protein transport. Gene Ontology annotation, molecular function: protein domain specific binding; phospholipid binding. The transcript has 10 exons.
GUAGUCUGCCUCUGAUGACAGCCGAGGGCCCGCACAUUUGAUCAGUCUUUCCGGGGUUCACCCAGCAAGUCCAGUGUGCUUAAAGAUAGUCAAGGACCAUCGUUAAUAAGUUGGUAGUAUAUCUAUGCAACGUUUGCAUUAACAGCAGCCACCAAGGAUUUCAGUUCACCUCAGCACCAACAGCUAUUCCAGUUAACGACGGCAACAACGGCUACUCAGUUAACCACAGCAACGGCUAAAGGCUAAAGAGUUAGCCACGACCGCAGACAGGUAUGUCUGAAGUUAGUCUUGAGGCUGAAUCGGGGAGGACCUCACCUGGGGACCCUCAGCUGGAUUGUGAGGGGGCAGACAAAACAGAAGAGAGUGUUAGUGAGGAUGGGAAACAGGACAGUGUAGACGACAGUAGUGAAAGACAUGACCUAGAGGAUGAGAUGGACGAGAUUGAUAUUGACAGCGCUGAAGAAAAUGCAGAUAACGGUCACAAUGCCAUUCAGAAGCAGGAUGAGGGCAUUCAGAGAAAGGGUGUGGUGACAUGCAGUGAAAGUGAUGCAGCACACAUGUCUGACAGUGUAGAAAAUGAGGGACCUGAGACAAAACAUCGAGUUGAAACUGCUGAAACACCAGAGGAAAGUGGAGAUUCUCACACUGAAACAAAGGACAGCACAAUGACUGAGGAGUUCCAUAGAAGCACAGCGGCUGAGAUCCCGGUCACCAGCAACGGGGAUCAGAGCCCUGACAUGGUGUUCCAGAGGGACUCUUAUCCCAGUGUCCCCGGGGCACUAAACCUCUCCGAGUCCUGUGUCACUUCCGGCAACUUCGCCACAACAACAGAGGGCAUCAUCGAAUCAGGACCAUACAAAGGGUCAGCAAGCCUGCCCACGUCUCCCGUGGCACCUGUAGCUCCCAGCUCUACUGUUGCUAGCCGCCUGGCGCGCUCUUCCAGCGAUAGUCAGGCUGAGAAAGGCACGAUGAAUGAACAGCCAAAGAGUGGAGCGGUGGUCCUAUCAGAUGACCUGAAGAGCCCAGCCAUGGAAAAACUGGACCUAGUGAGAAAAUGGAGCAUCAACACUUAUAAAUGUACCAAACAGAUCCUGUCCGAGAAACUUGGACGGGGCUCGAGGACAGUGGACCUGGAGCUGGAGGCUCAAAUUGAAAUCCUGCGUGACAACAAGAAGAAGUACCAGAAUGUGAUCAAACUGGCUCAGACGCUGGCCAAUCAGCUGUCCCAGAUAAUGCAGACACAGAGGCAGCUGGGCAACGCCUUCGCCGACCUCAGCCUCAAGUCACCAGAACUGCAUGAGGAGUUUGGUUACAACGCUGAGACCCAAAAGCUUUUGUCCAAAAAUGGGGAGACACUGCUAGCAGCAAUUAACUUUUUCAUUGGCAGUGUAAAUACACUCGUGGACCAAACAAUUGAAGACACCUUGAUUAAUAUCAAACAGUAUGAAUUUGCAAGGGUUGAGUAUGACGCGUAUCGUACAGAAUUGGAGGAGUUGAAUCUGGGACCUCGUGAUGCCACCACCAUGCCCAGGAUCGAGCUCUCCCAGCAGCAGUUCCAGAUCUACCGUGAGAAAUUCGAGAGGAUGCGAAACGACGUCUCUGUCAAGCUGAAGUUCCUGGAAGAGAACAAGGUGAAGGUAUUGCACAACCAGCUCAUCCUGUUCCACAAUGCCAUUGCUGCAUACUACGCCGGAAACCAACAGCAGCUGGAACAGACACUCAAGCAGUUCCACAUCAAGUUGAAAAUGCCAGGUGGGGACAGUCCAUCUUGGCUGGAAGAGCACUAAUCAGUUUGACAGGAAAUGUCAAAUCCUAGAGAAACUACGGGAAACCUACAACUCCACUGUCACUGCCUUUCAAACUUUCACAGCUGUACAUCUUUUAACUCCAUAUACAAAAGGAAAAAAAAAACAGAACUCCUACAAUCCGUUUUGCUCUUGUUGUUAAAUCCUCCAUCAAUGCUCCUUUAAACUGUUUGGCAAAUGAGUUGAACAGGAGUUGCUGCAUUUAACACAUUUGGAAACUGUAACUGGCCUUUUGUAUUCCAGCAUAUGAAUGUUGUAUCCCAGCACGGUGGACAUUUUGGCUCUAUAAGGGCAGCAACGGGUUAAAAACAACUGCCGUCGGCUAACUAUUUACAGAACACUUCUCAGAUGACUGAGAUUUGGGAGAAUGCUUUAUACGUCUAAUCAGGAAGCUUCAUGUGAUUCUGAACAUGAUUUACAAUCAUGAUUUGAUUUUAAAACUGUUAAAAACAGGGUAAAGCAGCAUUCAGAUUUGAGUCAUGCAUGCAAUUGGUCACUUCAUUAGCAAACUCGUGAGAAGUGAUAGUUUGACAUAUUGUAAAAUGGGCUUCUUUGUUUUUUUGUUGAGUGCGUUCAAUACAAGGCUAUAGCACCAGCUGCAGGUUAGCAUAGUUUAGCAUUAGGACCAUAAACAAGGUAAAACAGCUAGCCCCACUGUGCAAAGGUCAAUAACAUCUAAAUCUCACUUAAACGAUAACCAAAGUGUAAAAAAAAUGGAGUGGUUCUUUGAUGGGAGGGGAUGUUUCUUUGGACAGAGGCAGGCUAACUGUUACCCCCUGAUUAUAGUGUUUAUGCUAGGCUAAGCUAACCCGCAGCAGGCUGUAGUUUCAUAAUUAUGUGGUAUUGAUCUCCUCAUGUUACUCUUUUUUCCCAAAAUGUCAACUAUUACUUUAAAUUGGUUUGUUAAAAUUAUAUUGAUGGCCGUUCACAAUAAAUUCUGCACUUUGCAAUAUGAUUAUAAUGCCAAUAUGCUACUUUUGAUAUUGCCUUGUUUAUCAAUAUUUCCCUAUUUUAUCUUCAUUCAAGGCAAAUUGGCUUGAUGGGUAAUAGUUUGAUUCUCUUAAAUUCAGAGAAAUUGAAGGACCAGCCUUACUGUACGUGACUAAAUGUGCCUUGGAUUUAUUCUCCUCUUCCUCUCUGUGCUUUUAUAUCUGGUGUUGUUGAAAACAGGCUCUCUCUCACUACCAAUUCUGGGGACCCACUCUUGCAGGAAGAGCAUGGACCAAACACACACCCUCAAAGGACAACUAUACAUGUUCAAACACUCCACACAAACACAAAUAUGAUAUGUGUUUAAAAAAUAUUCUGCUAACAUUUCAAGUGUAAAGACAUUUUAAGAUGUUCUCAAAGAUAUUUAUCCAUAUUGCACAUAAGCACAUUUAUGCAUUUGAGACUAAUUACAAAAUACUUGUAAGAACUGUAAGGUGAAAACCAAAAUAUGAUUAACUUGAAAAACACUUUUUGUAAAUUUGAAAGACCAGCUUCCUCUGUCUGAGCUUCUUAAGGUUUUGUUUAUUGGGCUACAUAAAAGUUUGUUUUUGGAAGAGGACAUACUGUAUGCUGGUAUUGAUAACCAGCUGUUCUCAUUUGGGUGAUUUGUAUCUUUCCUAUGGCUUUCAAUAGCGGUUUGAGAGUGUGAUUCUUGUACAACAAUCUAUUGUUUCCCUGAAAUAGAUGGAUAUAUAUUUGUAAUUUUCUCUAUUUUACUUUGAGUUUGUAGUUUCUUUGUUUUGUUUUUUCCCCUGAAGACCUACAUAAUGAUGUGCUUGUGCUAGUGGGACUCUACCUUUGUAAUAAUGAAACCUUAACAAAUGACGAGUUAAGAAACGGAUUCUGAAUGUUGUGUAACCUCUUUGGGAAAAUAAAAGUUGCUUUUCUUAA